Molecule: messenger RNA, 1260 nt
Organism: Dacryopinax primogenitus
Lineage: Eukaryota; Fungi; Basidiomycota; Dacrymycetes; Dacrymycetales; Dacrymycetaceae
Exons: 8
Coding region: 1-1260 (419 amino acids)
Source: RefSeq, a predicted model, not a curated record
AUGACUGCUGCAACAGUCCCUAAUGCCUGGUUCUUCUACUUCAAGCACCAUCCACAUACAGACCUACACACCAUGGGUCCCACUCAGGAAGAAUCUUUGUCCAACAGUACCUUAUUUGAAGAGCCACGAGAGGGUUAUGGCAUGACUGUGUAUCCAUAUCCACAGGCUGUACAGGAAACUGUAUGCAAGCCACCAAAUAGCACAUUAGCUCAAAACAGAGAAGUGGCUGAUAUCAGUCAAGUUCAACAUCUGCAGGUGCAGAACCCUGGCUUGCAACAAGAUACUGGCAGGAAGAUUCAAGACAAAUACUCUGAAGCUGAACAAUUGAAGACUACAACAAUCUAUGCUCAGCGUCAAGCAAAGGAACAAGCUGAGGAGCUUGUUGCCAACACUGUAGUGGACUCAGACUGUCUCCGAGAAGAACUGCACUGCACAAGAACCAGACAUGCCCAAACCAAAGUGCACCUGCAGUGGGCUGGAGGUCAGCUUGCUGAACUGGAAUGGCUGAAGUUAGAGGGCAAGAAAUUGUCCAUGGCCCUACUAUGCAAACUUGAACAGACUUCAGAAGAACUGGCUUCUCACCUGAAUAUGUUUCUACAGGACCAGACAACUUCAAUCUCUACUUCUGAAGUCUCCUCCACCUCUCUGCCUCAUCAGAGCUCCAUCUCUGCACUGGGCUUUCUCUCAGCACCCCAACCACUCAAUAAACAGUACACCGUGAAGUGGGACAAGUCUAAGAAUAUCAAUAAAGAAGUAGCCUUCACUCUGAACUUUACUUGGGAUGUAACCAAGGAGUUUCUUAGCUCUGACCACAAUGAAAGCAAGGAAGAAGACGAGGACCACAAUAACAACAAAGAGUUAGAGGACAGAUAUGCAAGUGAUGGGGCUAUCACUCCACCUAUCCAACGGCAUUGCUUGUGCAAAUUGACACAUCAAUACCACUUGCAGGUCAGCCCCACCAAAGGGAUAGCUAAAGUGGGCACAACUGAAGGCCUAGAUUUUGGUAUGAGCAAAACGAUUGUCCAGGCAGUCUGGGAUAAGAUCUUGAAAUAUGGGCAAAGGCUGAAAGCAUGUUCUGAAUUUGAGAAAGCACAUGGAUGGGAUCGGACUCUCUUUGUGAUGCUGGACUUGAUGUCAGAUGAGUGGAGCUUGGCUGGUGAAGAGAUGUGUCCUGGAUACCCCAAUUGGCACAAGUGGCACAACAAGUGGGUGGAGAAGAUAUCUCAACAUCUACAAGUGCCCUGUUGCCUGAUUGACUGA